AUGGGUACGGAGGAAAGCCCCUUUUCCACAUUCAUUAAGGAAAAGGGACAGCAAUGGGAGGAAAAUGAAGAAAUGCUUAAUCAGCCCAACGGUUAUUUCAAGGCUUUGGACGAUUCCUUAAUUGAAGAGAAUUUUAAAUCCAAUAAUGGAGUUCCUGAAGAAGUAAUAAAUGGCUCAAAAUACACUUCAGAUGAGCGGAAGCAAACGAAUAGGAAUGUAACAAAUAGAAAACUGCACAACCCCAAGCUUCCGAAUGAACAGCAGCUCAUUGAGAGCAAGGAAAGAAAAAAAGGAAAACUAAAAAGAAAGAAAAAAAAUACCAUUUGCCUAUUAAAGUCACAAAAUUUAAGAAAUUUAAUAUUUAAAGAAGAAACAGAUGCAGAACCUGAAAUUAAAACAUUUGAUAUUAGACGUGCAUUGAAGGAUGUACCAACUGAAAAUUUACCACAGCGUCUAAUAAGUAAUAAGAAAAUGAAUGAAAUGGAUAAAUGUGUAGGAAAUGAAAAAGAAAAUUUCACUAAAUAUACUAAAAUAAUUUCAGUGAAAAAGAAUAAUGAAUCUUUAGCCCAUAAUUAUAUAAAUAAAAAUAUUGAAUCAAGGGAAGAAACUCUAGGUAUUAAACCACAAAUCUGCAUAUCGCCCAUAGUAGGAAAUGAACCAGGUGAAGAAUGUUACAAUGUAGAAAUAGAUAAAUCCAAAUUUUCACGCAUACAAAAACUAUUUUUGAAAGCAAAUAAAGGAAAUAAUUUUAGUGAGAUUGAACAAGAAUCAGAAAAUCACGUUAAUAAUAAAAGCAGCGCCCAAUACAAUAUGUUAGAGGAUAGUACUGAUAAUUCCUCUAGCAGCAGUAGUGUCGGUGCACAAUUAGACAAAGAAGAAGAUAUUCCAAAGCAAUUAAAUAACAAAUUAAAUAUUUUUAAUAAUCUAAUAGGAAAUAUGAAACCUUGUAGAAGUUAUAACAUGGACAUAAGUCAUCCUCUAUACAGCUUUUUAUGCAAGAAUGAAAAUUCCUAUUUAAGUUCUAAUUGGCAUGAUAGAAUAAAUUAUGCUUUUCGUAACAUAUGGACAUUAAGGGGAUACAUGCAUGAUGAAAAAAGUGAAGGGGAAAGAGAAAAAGAAUUUUUUAAUGAACUAGAAUUAUUUCACAUGUCAAGUAAGAUAGGGGCAUGUGGAUUAAUAUAUUCCUUAUUUUUAAAAAAUCAAGAAUUGGAGAAUAGCUCAGUAAAUUAUUUUAAAAAAUGCUUUGUGCAAGUGUCUAAGGAAAGAUAUCCGCAUAUUUACAAAAUAUACAAACCCAAAUUUGAUGAUGAUUUAGUUUUUCUAUUUGACAGUCUUGUUUUUACCGUUAUAUUGGGUAGCCAAGUGAAUAACAUUAAUUACAACACAGCAAGAAAAAUAUAUAGCAAUGAUAUGAAAGGGAAAAAUGCAUUAUGUGAAUGCAUAUUUAAUUUAAAAAACAGUUCCAAAUUUGCCUUACCAAUAGCUAGCCAGAUCGAUUUUAUGGGAAUGCGCGUGAUUUCUGAGCCAUUAAUGCCGUUAAAUGAAUCUUAUCCUCCAGUUGAUAUAAUUAAAGAUAUUUUCAGAGGAGUGUACCUUACGGAUUAUAAGACAGAAGAUGAAAAUGAGUUUUUUAAGAAAAGAAUUAAAUCAAUGGAUAGUAUAUACAGCCCUGGAAAGGGUCCAGACAAGGAUGAUGAGUUCUGUAGUAAGAACCUUGAGAAAGGGAAUAAUUUACAAAGGGAGAAAAAUUGCACAUACAAAAAUAAAAGAAAAGGUUUAAAACAAAGGGAAUACCUAAAGAGGAAAAAGGAAAAAGUUUUUUACGAAAGGUUGUUUCUAGAGAUGGAAAAUUACGACCCAGAAUUGUAUGAACAAUUAAAACAAAUGAGUGAUUAUAUGAAUUACCAUUGCUGCAUUUUACCGUUAGGAUUCUCCAACUAUUAUGAAUGCAAAAUAUUUAAAAAAAGAAAUAAUGUAAAAAUUUAUAAAUCACAUAUAGACAAUAUGUUUAUCGUAAGAGGAGCAGAAGAAAUACUCCCACCAUUUUUACUUAAUUCCACUGACAUGAGCUUUAACAAAAGGAUAAGAUAUGAAUUUAUAAAAUAUUAUUAUGAGCAUUCAUUAUGUAACACCACGCUAUCAAUUGAUAUAAAGAAUCACAAAUUAAAUCAGCAUAAAAAUAAUGUGGACCUUUUAAAGGACGCUAGUAAGGAAUGUCUUGAUAAUAUUGAAAAUUACAUUUUACCUAAAAUUGUAAAUAUAGUAACAAAUUUUAGUGAUAGCUUUGACAUCACUGAGGUUUACCACUCCCAUGGGGUUAAUAUGAGUAAUCUUGGUUACCUACUAAACAAUGAUAACAAGACUCCAGAGUUUCUUACAGAUGUAAUAUGUAGAGAACUUAUUUGUCGCACAUUGAAGUGUAUUUUUUAUGAGAAAAUUCAUUCUUUUCUUAUGAUUAUUCUUAAAAAAGGAAAAAGGAAUAGUAUCACUAACUGUAGAAGUGAUAAUUAUGAUGAAUCCAAUACCACGUAUUACGAUACAUUUUUUAAGAAUGAUAAGAAAAUAUGUAUUCAUGACAAAAUGAGUGAUAUAAACAGACAUAACUCUGGGGAUAAUGAAUGUGGAGAAGAAUGUACUUAUGAAGAAUGUAACAAAUUUAUCUGCUUUUGUGAAAACUGUUUUACACAAUGGGAUUAUUUUCCUGAAUUAAUUCCUCAUAAAUUACUAAUUCGAUUGAUAAAUUUAACCCUAAAUAUUAGGACAGUGGAUUCAAUAAAGUUCUGGCAUAAGGUGUUAAUACCAGAAUGCAUAAAAAAAUUCCAGAUAAAUUUAAAUGAUCAUAUAAAAAUUAAGGAAAUGGAAAUAUAUGGAUUACUCGUGUGUAUAGAACACCACAUUGGUGUUUAUUUUAAAAAUGAAUGUAAGAAGAAUUAUAAAGUUAGACUACCUCUAACUUUGGAUGAUAUGUCUAACUUUUUUUCUGACAAGGAAAAAAUUUUAUUUCCUAAUGUUUGUCAUUUGAGGGAGAUAUUCGAAUUGAGGAGCGAAGUCAGUGAUGAAGUAGACGAAAACACUGACUCAAUAUAUUAUGAAGAUUCGUAUAGUGAAAAUACUUAUAAUAAUUAUGAAUACAAAAUUGAUCCAAGUGAAACAUAUCCAAAGAGAGGGAUUACAGAUAAUUCUUCAUACAAAGGUUACAUUUCUUUCUCUCAAAAGAGUACACACAGGAAUUACAAAAAUUUAGACCCAUUAACAAGUGAUGAGUGCAGUAGAACUAUAAGGAGAAAAGAGAGAAUGAAGAACAAUUGCAACAUAAGUUGUGAUUCAUCUUAUAAUGGGAGUAGCAACGUUAAAUUAAGAAAUGUGUAUUCCUUAGUAGACAAAAUGAAUAAAAAAAAAUAUUUGAUUUUAGGAAGAAAUAAUCGUAAUAAGUGUAGGGGAAAAAAAAGGGAAGUAUCAAAUAAUGAUAAUAUGAAUUAUCGUAGAGGAAACAAACAAUUAGAUAAUUUCCGAAUGAAUCAUUUCGUUUUGUUUUACCCUAAUACAAAAGGAUGCUUUCCAAAAUAUUCUACAUGGUCCUAUAGAACAAGAGAAAAGCUGUUUUCAUUACAUAAUAUGUUACAGGAGAAAUUUAAAAUAAAAAAUAUGUUAAAGGAAAAUAUUGUAAAUAUAAUUUAUCCCAAAGAAAACGACUUUUUGCAUAUGAAUAAUAUAUGCACCGUUGGUUCAUGUAACAAAAUAAAGAGUUUCGUUUAUGAAUAUAACAUUCCCUGCCAUCCAUAUUGUAUACUAAAUGAAAAAAUGAAAUGCAUAAAUUAUGUAAGAGCUAAAAAGUGUAUCUAUCUUUUACUAAAUUUUAGCAUAAAUAAGAACAUCAUAGAAUUAUCUAAAAGAUUUUUAUUUUUGGCCUAUCUGCAUUUUGAACAUGGAUAUAUAAAAAAGUGCUUAAACGUUUGUUACUAUAUUUAUAAAAUAACUCCAAAUAUAGGUACCAUCAGAAGGGACAUACUUAUCCUUAUUUUGCAGUGUAAAGUAAAGGAAGGGAAUAUAGAGGACGCAUUGAUAAUUUAUAAACUAAUUGUGAUUUUCAACAAAUUUUACGAUGGAGAUACUAAUAGCAUCAGUACGUUGCUGUGUAACGUAUUAUUGGCUUGCUACUACUAUGACAUAGCAAACGAGAGAAAAGAGAAAUGUACAGAUGGUAAAAGCUGGAAAAAAUUUUUGGAUAAUGCAUCCAAUGCUGAAGGAAAAAAUGACGACCCAGAAAAUUAUGAAACUGAAAAUUAUGAAAUGGGGGGGGAGAAUAUUACUAAUAAGAAUUGUACAAAAAAAGACAAAAUGUUACUAGAUCAAGUAGACUAUUUGGAAUUAAAAAAAAAACAUUUGUUCAAAGCAUUACAUUAUUCGGAAGAAUGUUACAGAACAAUUUCAACUACAAUGAAUGAUAUUUCUUCUCACUAUAUUUGUAUAUUUUCUUUGAUACUACAAGGAAACAUUUUAAUGGACCUGAAUAAAUUUAAGAGCGCAAUAAAGUAUUACACAUUAUCCAUACACAAUUGUGAGAGGGCAAAACUACCAAAUUUUCUCAUACUGCAAAAUAAAUGCCUUUUAGCUGUUUCGUUAAAAAAUAACGGUAAUUUUGAUAAAGCAAUUGAAAUUACAGAAGAUUGCUUAAAGACAUUAAGUAGUUCUACAUGCUCAUCACGCAGUUUAACAUUAUAUAUAAUUUAUCGGCUAGCUGAAAUGAAACAAUACAUAGGUUGUAGAGAUUUAAUUUACCCAAAUAUUUCAUUAGACAAUGUUUCCAAUGCUCAUAUUAAAAAAAAAAUUACGACUUCCGAUUUUCUCAUUUUGGAAAAAAAUUAUUUAAAUGAAAAAAAUAAAAAAUAUAGAAAAGAGGCAAUCGAAUUGUACAUAAAAUUGUAUGAAAAAUUGAAAAGUCAAAAGAACUAUAAUCUUGUUUUUGCAAAGGAUAUAUUCGGGUGUUAUUACACCAAGGAUGAUUUAUUACCCAGUUCAAAUAAAAAUGAGGAUAUGGGUAAAGAAGAUAUGGAAAAAAUAUUCAUAAUAAUACGAGAAAUACUCAAAAUAAAGGUAAUUUCUUUAAGUAUGAAAAAACAAUUCAUGUUGGCUUCUAAAUUGUUAGGUAUAAUUUUGUCAAAGAAUUCAUCCCCUUUUGUGAAAAACUUAACGCUAAUGAAAAAAGGUGGAAUUAAUAUGGAAAAUAAACCUUCCAUAUUUAGAAAUUUGUGUUUUGAUGAGUGCAACACAAGGAGGGAUUUUCCUACAGUAACGAAAAGAGAAGAUUGUUUUGAUAACACAUGGUACAAAAAUAACAGUGAGGAAAUGCGCAUCGAUGAAAUACUUGACGAUAUACACUUGAAUCAUAAAGGUGGAAAUAGGGGAAGAGCUUUAAAUCUUCAGCUUAGCAAUUUUCAUCAAAAUACACAUGGAAAUUUCUUUCACAGAAACUGUUAUACACGAGAAUACGAUUAUGUAUCCAUAGAGAAAAUAUUAUUCGAUGAUACUUAUUUUACCAUAGAUGAUAUAUGUAAAUACUGCUAUUCCAAAUGUAAUAUAUAUAAUAAUAAACAAAAAAUGGGAACAGAAACAAAUUAUAACUGUUUAUUAAACCCAAGUAUAUGGUUUGAUUUACUUUUUUUUUCCGUAAUGAAAGGCACUUGUGGUCAUACCGAAUUGAUUUUACUGAUAGACUUGGUUAAAUUUUUUUUAACGCCUCUACAAAAACAGCUAAUUCUAUUUCAUGUAAAGUCUUUAAGCAAUAUUACGGAAAAUGAACAGUACUCAGAGUAUAUACAAUACUUGCUGAAUAAUGAAGGGAACAAAAUUUUAAACCUUACAAAUAUCCUAGAUAAGGAAAAGAAAUCAAGAAACUUAAGUGUGAAUUUACAUCCCGAACUUUCCAACUUUCAUAAAGAGCAUGUAGUAAAAAACGUCGAUUUUUUAUCGAACAUAAUUGUGACUAAUCCGUGGUUCUUUUCACCCUCCAGUGUAUUCGACAGUUCAAAGUGA
Plasmodium gonderi is the source of this 6033-nucleotide messenger RNA. RefSeq lists its product as hypothetical. Bases 1 to 6033 code for a protein of 2010 amino acids. The record is from RefSeq and is a predicted model, not a curated record. Lineage: Eukaryota; Apicomplexa; Aconoidasida; Haemosporida; Plasmodiidae. The transcript has a single exon. Gene Ontology annotation, molecular function: protein binding.